Molecule: messenger RNA, 1139 nt
Organism: Hordeum vulgare subsp. vulgare (domesticated barley)
Lineage: Eukaryota; Viridiplantae; Streptophyta; Magnoliopsida; Poales; Poaceae
Product: homeobox-leucine zipper protein ROC4-like
Exons: 4
Coding region: 103-762 (219 amino acids)
Biological process (GO): regulation of DNA-templated transcription
Molecular function (GO): DNA-binding transcription factor activity, RNA polymerase II-specific; DNA binding
Source: RefSeq, a predicted model, not a curated record
AGUAGGAACAAAACAGAUCCGUGUACUUUUUUCCUACAGAAGUUCUAAGGAAAACGAGUACCGAAGCCACGUGUAUUUCCUGAAGCCGUUCAUCUAAUCACGAUGGACGGGGGGUGGCCACAAUACGACAAUGAUGUGCAAAAUAUGUUGGACAUGUUCAUCACAAGCGAACACGACCAUCUACUCCAGCACCAACAUGGUGAUGAGAUGCAUGGCCUGCUUGGAGCCACUACCAACAUGGGUAACACUGACGAGGGUAACGCUUUAGCUGCAGACAAAGGCAACAACAACGAUGGAGAGACCCGUAGUGAGCAGAGAAUGGUGAAAAUGCAUGCUAAGUAUCACCGUCUCUUUGGGGAACAAAUCGAGCAACUUGAAGCGGUGUUCCAGGAAUGCCCUUAUCCAAAUGCGAAACUCCGGAAAAACCUUAGCGAGAGGCUUGGCAUGAGUGCGCCGCAAGUCAAGUUCUGGUUCCAAAACAAACGUAACUACAGCAAGAGCAAGAAGCAGCUACGGGAUACCAAGAAUCUUCAGGGAGAGAACCAGAUGCUAAAUAAUGAAAACCAGGCCAUCAAAUGGGUUGUGCAAAACAAUACAUGCCUCAAAUGCGCAGGGGUGAUGCUACAAACUCAGGAUACCUCAGAGCACCAACGCCUGUGUACAGAGAAUAUGAGGCUCAAGGAAGAACUUCGACAUGCCACCGCCUAUCUUAAAGAGGGUCUCCGCCGAAAUGGCAUGUGGCCCCUAUUUACCCGUGACUAAACACAACGUCUUCCAUGUUAGCCAACGUCAUAUGAAUCCUAGUUUCGCUUUAUUCCCCUUCUAGCAAAUAACACGCCAUGUUGUGUGUGUAUGUACACGACUUGGUCGCUGGUUUAUUUCUUUCUGUAGGCUGUUGUGGUUGCUACGUGGGAUGGCACGAGACCUAGCGAUUGCGGCAGCAAUAUUGGGGUAGUGGAGUGACUGGCUUUGGGGUGGCACUGCCAUGAAGCUCGGUCGAACUCUUGUAUUUCUUUCUUCCAAUUUGUAGCCGAACGGGUCAAAUAGUGGCCAGUUGAAUAGACAAGCAAAAACAAAAUAAUGUGUAAGUCGAAUGCCGCACAAGAAUUUUGUGUCUUGUAACAUUUCAUCAUGUGAGU